Molecule: messenger RNA, 2175 nt
Organism: Halichondria panicea
Lineage: Eukaryota; Metazoa; Porifera; Demospongiae; Suberitida; Halichondriidae
Product: heat shock 70 kDa protein 12A-like
Exons: 3
Coding region: 133-2085 (650 amino acids)
Source: RefSeq, a predicted model, not a curated record
AUUGCAUUAUUCAGCAUUUGACCCAGUGGACCAUAGUGGACUGUGACUCGACUAUGUAUUAGUCAAAUCUGUAAUUUGCUUCACCAGUUCAUCUGUACUUACGUACGUACUUGUUGACUGCUGCUGUUCAUCAUGAGUUUGUCCAAGUGGAUUGCUAGUUCUGAAGUAAAAGUGGAACAAAAUGGAGUGCAAAGAGCAAAGAAAAUUAUUCGAAAGGGAUCCAGGACAUUCAGCCCAUCCAAAAAUAUUGCAGCCAUUGAUUUCGGUACAAAGAAUUGUUCUCUCGCAUACAUCACUGAAAACGACACUACAAACAUUAUGAAAACAGGUGUUCCCAAACUACCACUAAACGGGACGUUUCUCCGAGUUCCCACGGCAAUUUUGUUCAACCCCGAAGGUCAUGUGCUUGCAUUUGGUCAUGACGCCAGAAGACUGUUUGGAAACCUCCUAGACAUAGAGUAUUCACAGUAUUUAUAUUUUGAGGAGAUUAAGAUGAAUUUGAAUCACGAGCAGGAAAUUUCCCGUGAGAUGCAGGUGUGUGCUUCCAAUGGCAAACAGUGUUAUUUGGUUGACGUGAUUGCUCAAAUUCUGAAGCACCUGAAGCUUACAUUUAUUGAAGACCAUCUUCAGCCUAGUGGUCAUUCCUUUCAAGCUUCUGAUUUCGAUUGGGUCAUCACAGUUCCUGCAAUUUGGAGGGCCAAGGGCAAACAGAUAAUGAGGGAGGCUGGAUACAAGGCUGGUCUCUGCUCUAAAGAAACUUGUGGGAGGCUCAAAGUCACAUCAGCACAGCCUCUAGCUCCUCCACAGGAGUCUUCACCUGAAAAAUUGUUGCUAGCUCUGGAGCCUGAAUCUGCCUCUCUGUACUGUCAUCAGAUGCUCAGAAGAGGACUUGUGGCUCCUCACUGUGAAGCACCACGCAAGAAAACUCUGGGUUCCACUUAUCUGAUUGUAGAUAUCGGAGGUGGCACAGUCGAUGUGUCGUCCCAUAAAAUUGUAUCAGUCAAAGUAUACCCUGUCGUGGAGGAAUUGCAUCAACCGGUUGGCAAUUACUGUGGUGGAACUCGGGUUAAUCAAGAAUUCUUGAGUUUUCUCGAGAAGCUAACUGGAGACUCAGAGCUCUCGUUGUAUGUUAAGACUACUGACCCAGAGAUGAAUGCAAUGAAUAAAUGCGAGCUAGACGAAAUUGUCAACGUAAGCUUUGAAGAACAGAAACAGACGUUUGGUCGCCUAGAUGAGUCGUCACAACGAGAUACUGUGAUAAGGCUUCCUCCUUCUUUUCUGGAGAUUUACCGGGAGGCAAUUAUCGACAAUCUUGCAUUAAGCGAAGAUCUCAAAGAGCAAGUUACUUUGGAAAGAAGAAGCCUUCGGAUAUCAGCGUCUCAAAUGAAGGUAUUCUUUACACCUGUAGUAAAGGGGAUAAUAACGCUGCUGUCCGAACAUUUGAGACGUUUGUUAGAAGCUGUUCAAGUGAUUUAUUUGGUUGGUGGAUUUGGAGGAUGCCCGUACUUGUACAUGAGAAUUAAAGAAACGUUUAGUGGUCAGUGUCAGAUAAUAGUCCCUCCAAAUCCUGAGCUGGCAGUCGUAGAAGGAGCAGCUUUGUUCCACUUUAACCCAUCAUUUAUACAAGCUCGACGAGCUGAUGCAACGUAUGGAAAAUCUGUUAUCAGGCCUUUCGAUAAUUUCAUUCAUGAUGCUCGACGGAAAUUAACUGACUCGAAUGGUAGAGCGUUAUGUGAAAAUCUCUUCCAAACUAUCAUAGAAAUCGGUGAAGUCAUAAACCCUGAUUACGUGUACUUAUGCACUAGCGUUCCAGUCAGUUCUGAUCAAAUGAACGUACACAUUGAAAUAUUCAGUUCUCUAGAAAAUGCUCGGGAGAUAUGGUACACAGAUGGCGAUGACAGCGGAGGAGCAGUGAAAAUUGGAGAACUGAUGGUGGACUUACCGCCGUGCGCUGACAAUGGGCAAAAGAGAGAGGUGGAAUUCACGUUUGAUUUUAGCCAUACUGAAAUUAAAGUUGUGGGAUUCGAAAAGACGUCGCGAUUGCAGGUCAAAACUGUUAUUGAUUUUCUGACAUCUCAUAUUUAGUUGUCUACAUAAUUCUCACACACAGCACGUCAUCUUUGUUCAUCAAGCACCAUAAAUUAUGCACGAAUUAAUAUUAUAAUGAUCUCUUGA